Manis javanica (Malayan pangolin) is the source of this 13688-nucleotide messenger RNA. NCBI's taxonomy places the organism in Eukaryota, Metazoa, Chordata, Mammalia, Pholidota, Manidae. The record is from RefSeq and is a predicted model, not a curated record.
AAGGGCUGUCAUUUGCCGCCCGGGUUGCCGCCCUCGGCUGCGUCUGGGUUCGGCCUCCGCCCGGUCCCGCAGCCUCAGGCCCACCAUGGUGCUGGAGUCGGUAGUCGCAGACCUGCUGAACCGCUUCCUGGGGGACUAUGUGGAGAACCUGAACAAGUCCCAACUGAAGCUGGGGAUUUGGGGCGGCAAUGUGGCUUUAGAUAAUCUACAGAUAAAAGAAAAUGCUCUGAGUGAAUUGGAUGUUCCUUUUAAAGUCAAGACUGGUCAGAUUGAUAAAUUAACUUUGAAGAUUCCUUGGAAGAACCUUUAUGGGGAAGCAGUUGUUGCAACCCUAGAGGGAUUAUACCUGCUUGUUGUCCCUGGAGCAAGUAUUAAAUAUGAUGCUGAAAAAGAAGAAAAAUCCUUGCAAGACAUUAAACAGAAAGAGCUAUCCCGAAUUGAAGAAGCCCUUCAAAAAGCAGCAGAGAAAGGCGCACAUUCAGGGGAGUUCAUAUAUGGCUUGGAAAACUUUCUUUACAAGGACAUCAAGCCUGGACGUAAACGUAAAAAGCACAAAAAACAUUUUAAGAAACCUUUUAAAGGUCUUGAUCGCUCAAAAGAUAAGCUCAAAGAAGGCAAAAAAGAUACAUUUUUAGAAAAAUUGGCAACUCAAGUAAUUAAAAACGUACAAGUAAAAAUCACAGACAUUCACAUUAAAUAUGAAGAUGAUGUCACUGAUCCAAAGCGGCCUCUUUCAUUUGGUCUCACACUGGGAGAGCUUAGUCUAUUGACUGCAAAUGAACACUGGACUCCAUGCAUAUUAAAUGAAGCAGAAAAAAUUAUAUAUAAGCUUAUACGACUUGACAGUCUUAGUGCCUACUGGAAUGUAAACUGCCGCAUGUCUUACCAGGGAUCAAGGGAACAGAUCUUGGAGCAGCUGAAAAGUGAAAUUGUUACAAGUAAUAAUAUAUCCCUACAGCAUCAAUAUAUUUUUCAGCCAAUAUCAGCCUCUGCAAAACUGUAUAUGAAUCCUUAUGCAGAAACAGAGCUCAAAACUCCCAAACUUGACUGGAACAUAGAAGUACAAAAUAUUGCUAUUGAACUGACAAAACCUCAGUACCUAAGUAUGAUUGACCUUUUGGAGUCAGUGGAUUAUAUGGUUAGAAAUGCCCCCUACAGGAAAUACAAGCCUUAUUUACCACUUCACUCCAAUGGUCGACAGUGGUGGAAAUAUGCAAUUGAUUCUGUUCUUGAAGUUCACAUAAGAAGGUACACACAGAUGUGGUCGUGGAGUAACAUAAAAAAACACAGGCAAUUGCUUAAGAGUUAUAAAAGUGCCUACAAAAACAAGCUAACCCAGACUAAAGUCCCAGAAGAAAUACAGAAACAAAUUCAGGAUUUGGAGAAGACUUUGGAUGUUUUUAACAUAAUUUUAGCAAGGCAACAAGCCCAAGUAGAGGUUAUUCGGUCUGGGCAAAAAUUAAGGAAAAAGUCUACUGACACAGGCGAGAAACGAGGCUGGUUUAGCGGGUUUUGGGGUAAGAAGGAAUCUAAGAAAAAAGAUGAAGAAUCUUUGAUUCCUGAAACUAUUGAUGAUUUUAUGACUCCAGAGGAAAAAGAUAAGCUCUUCACUGCUAUUGGUUAUAGUGAAAGCACCUACAACUUAACUUUACCCAAGCAGUAUGUGGCCCAUAUAAUUACGCUGAAGUUAGUAAGCACCUCUGUUAUGAUAAGAGAAAAGAAAAAUAUUCCAGAAAUACUAAAAAUUCAGAUAAUUGGCCUGGGCACUCAAAUAUCUCAGCGACCAGGAGCACAAGCACUUAAGGUAGAAGCAAAAUUAGAACACUGGUAUGUAACAGGUCUGAGACAACAGGAUAUUGUACCAUCACUUGUGGCUUCAAUUGGCGAUACUACAUCAUCUUUGCUUGAAAUUGAAUUUGAAACGAAUCCAGAGAAUAGUACUGCUGACCAGGCUCUGGUUGUUCAGUCCCAGCCUGUGGAGGUCAUCUAUGAUGCUAAAACCAUCAUUGCAGUGGUUGAAUUCUUUCAAUCAAAUAAGGGAUUAGAUCUUGAGCAAAUAACGUCAGCUACAUUGAUGAAACUGGAAGAAAUUAAAGAGAGAACAGCUACAGGACUUACACAUAUUAUUGAAACUCGAAAAGUUCUUGAUUUAAGGAUAAAUCUGAAGCCUUCUUAUCUAAUAGUUCCACAGACAGGUUUUCAUCAUAAAAAGUCAGAUCUUCUCAUUUUAGAUUUUGGUACUCUUCAGCUUAACAGUAAAGAUCAAGGUUUGCAGAAGACUACGAAUUCAUCUCUGGAAGAAAUAAUGGAUAAGGCAUAUGACAAGUUUGAUGUUGAUAUAAAAAAUGUACAGUUACUCUUUGCAAGGGCAGCGGAAAACUGGAAAAAGCAUCGAUUUCAGCAUCCAUCAGCUAUGCAUAUAUUACAACCCAUGGAUAUUCAUGUUGAGUUGGCCAAGGCAAUGAUAGAAAAAGAUGUUAGAAUGGCCAGAUUCAAAGUAUCAGGAGGGCUUCCUUUGAUGCAUGUGAGAAUUUCUGACCAGAAGAUGAAAGAUAUGCUAUGUUUAAUGAACAGUAUACCCCUACCACAGAAAUCAUCUGAACUGUUUCCAGAGAGACAGGUAGCCUCAAUUCCUGUUAUUUCACAUAGGACAAAAGGCCUACUUGGUACAUCACUAUUGCUAGAUGGAGUGGAAUCAGAGUCUGAUGAUGAGUAUUUUGAUGCUGAAGAUGGAGGCACACAGACUGGUAAAACUAUGAGAGGAUCAGAACUAAAAAAAGUUGCAGAGGUCCCAAAUGAGGAACUCAUUAAUCUCUUAGUAAAGUUUGAAAUUAGAGAGGUGAUCUUGGAAUUUACAAAACAACAUAAAGAAGAAGAUACAAUUUUAGUUUUUAAUGUUACUCAGUUAGGAACAGAGGCUACUGUGAAAACAUUUGAAUUAACCGCAGUAUCUUAUUUAAAGAAAAUCAGCUUGGAUUACCAUGAAAUUCAAGGAUCCAAAAAGAAGCCCCUUCAUUUAAUUAGCUCUUCUGACAAACCUGGAUUAGAUCUCUUGAAAGUAGAGUAUAUUAAGGCUGAUAAGAAUGGACCUAGUUUUCAAACUACAUUUGAAAAAACUGAACAGACAGUUAAGGUGGCUUUUUCAUCUUUAAAUCUACUGCUGCAAACACAAGCUCUUCUCUCUUCUAUUAAUUACCUGACAGCUAUCGUUCCAUCAGAUGGUCAAAACAUGGGUAAUACCAAAGAAGUACAAAUUUCAACUGAAAAGCAACAAAAAAAUUCAGCUCUGCAGAAAGUGAUCGUAUCUUCUAAAAAUAGUGACAUUAUUGACUUCAGACUGUUUGCCAAGUUGAAUGCUUUCUGUGUCAUUGUUUGCGAUGAAAAGAACAAUAUUGCUGAAAUCAAGAUUCAAGGCCUUGAUUCUUCUCUUUCUCUUCAGUCAAGAAAACAGUCACUAUUUGCCAGACUGGAAAAUAUUGUUGUCACAGAUGUUGAUCCUAAGACAGUUCAUAAAAAAGCUAUGUCAAUAAUGGGAAAUGAAGUUUUUCGCUUUAACUUGGAUUUGUAUCCAGAUGCUACUGAGGGGGAUUCCUAUACUGACAUGUCCAAAGUGGAUGGUGUGGUAUCACUGAACGUUGGCUGUAUUCAGAUUGUCUAUCUUCAUAAAUUCCUUAUGUCACUUCUGAACUUUCUGAACAAUUUCCAGACAGCCAAAGAGGCUCUGAGUGCUGCCACUGCCCAGGCUGCAGAAAAGGCUGCCACAAGUGUGAAAGAUCUUGCCCAGAGGAGUUUUCGUGCUUCUGUCAAUGUUCAUUUGAAAGCACCAGUUAUAGUCAUCCCGCAGUCUUCCAUUUCUACCAAUGCAGUGGUGGUAGAUCUUGGGUUAAUCAGAAUUCAGAAUCAGUUCAGUCUGGUGGCCGGUGAAGACUACUUACACCCUCCAGUAAUUGAUAGAAUGGAUGUGCAGCUAACAAAGCUUAAGCUUUCUAGGACAGUGAUCCAGCCAGGCAUCUCCCAUCCUGAUAUUCAGCUGUUGUACCCAGUUAAUCUGGAGCUUUCUGUAAAUCGGAAUCUAGCUGCAUCUUGGUAUCACAGGGUACCUGUUUUGGAAAUUAAAGGACAUCUUGAGUCAAUGAAUGUUAGUCUAAAUCAAGAAGAUCUUAAUCUUUUAUUUAGAAUACUAGCAGAAAAUAUUGGUGAGACUACUGAAGACUUGAAUAAAGUGAAACCAAGAAUACAAAGGACAGAUGAAGUUAAAGAACCUCUUGAAAUAUCUACAUCACAACAAGAUGUACCUGGCUCACAAGGUACUUUAACAGCUGGAGGGGAAGAAAUUAGAUCUGUAGACAUCAUUAACAUGCUACUGAAUUUUGAAAUCAAAGAGGUUGUGAUUACUUUGAUGAAAAAAGCAGAAAAGAAAGGAAGGCCUUUACAUGAACUAAAUGUCCUAAAGCUUGGAAUGGAAGCUAGAGCAAAAACAUAUGACCUGACUGCUAAAGCUUAUCUAAAAAAAAUUAGUAUGCGAUGCUUUGAGUUCACUGACUCUAAAGGAGAACCUCUUCACAUUAUUAACUCCUCUAAUACAACUGAUGAACCCCUUCUGAAAAUGUUAUUGACAAAGGCAGACAGUGAUGGACCAGAAUUUAGAACAAUUCAUGAAAAUACCAAACAGAGACUGAAGGUUUCAUUUUCAUCCUUAGACUUAGUACUUCAUUUGGAAGCUUUACUGUCCUUCAUGGAUUUUUUAUCAUCUGCCAUCCCAUCCUCUGAACCUUCCUCUUCUGAAAAGGAAUCUGAGCUGAAACCACUUGUGGGGGAGUCCAGAAGUAUCAUUAUCAAAGCUGUAUCCAGCAAUACUUCUGAAGAUGACAUGUUUGAUUUAAAAGUCACAGCUGAAUUAAAUGCACUUAAUGUCUUUGUCUGUGAUCAGAAGUGUAAUACUGCAGAUAUUAGAAUACUUGGAAUGGAUGCCUCUGUUUCUGUGAAGCCAAAGCAGACUGACAUGUUUGCAAGACUUAAGGAUAUCAUAGUCACGAAUGUUGAUUCGCUGUCCAUUCACAAAAAGGCUGUCUCUAUUUUGGGAGAUGAAGUCUUUAGAUUCCAAAUGACUCUGUAUCCAGAUGCCACAGAGGGAAAGGCCUAUGCUGAUAUGUCUAAAGUAGAUGGCAAAAUUAGUCUCAAAGUGGGUUGUAUUCAAAUUGUUUAUGUUCAUAAGUUCUUCAUGUCUGUUUUGAACUUCCUCAACAAUUUCCAAACUGCCAAAGAAGCUUUGAGCACAGCCACAGUCCAGGCUGCAGAAAGAGCUGCUUCCAGCAUGAAGGACUUGGCUCAGAAGAGUUUCCGCCUUUUGAUGGAUAUCAACCUGAAAGCACCAGUUAUUAUCAUUCCUCAGUCUUCAGUAUCACCUAAUGCUGUUAUAGCUGAUCUGGGUUUAAUCAGAGUUGAAAACAAAUUUAGCUUAGUUCCUAUGGAACAUUAUUCUCUUCCUCCAGUUGUUGACAAAAUGAACAUCCAACUUACUCAGUUGAAGCUGUCCAGAACUGUUUUGCAGACUGGCUUGCCACAACAUGACAUUGAAAUUUUAAAACCAGUCAACAUGCUUUUGUCCAUACAGCGAAAUUUAGCAGCAACAUGGUACAAGCAAAUUCCAGGGAUGGAGAUAAAAGGAAAACUAAAACCUAUGCAGGUUGCUCUCAGUGAAGACGACUUAACAGUUUUAAUGAAAAUUCUGUUGGAAAAUCUUGGAGAAGCUUCUUCACAGCCAAACCCAACACAAUCUACUCAGGAGGCUGUAAGAGUAAGAAAAGAUGUUCUGAGUAGGCCUGACCACCUUAAAGAACAAGAAGAUUUAACUGACUCAGAGCUUUCUGUGGAUCAGAAUGUCACUCUCCAAUUUGACUUCCACUUUGACUCUCUGUCAGUUGUCCUUUAUCACAAUGAUACCAAGCAGGAAUCCAAACUUUCAUUUCAUAAUGACAGUUUCCGGCUUGGUGAACUGAGACUACAUCUUAUGGCCUCUGCAGGAAAGAUGUUUAAGGAUGGAUCAAUGGAUGUCAACCUUCAGCUUAAGACAUGUACCCUUGAUGAUCUUAGAGAAGGCAUUGACAGAGCAACAUCAAGAAUGAUUGAUAAGAAGAAUGACCAAGAUAACAACAGUUCUAUGAUUGAUAUAAGUUACAAACAAGGCAAAGAUGGAACUCAUGUUGAUGCCCUUCUUGACAAGCUAUAUGUAUGUGCCAGUGUGGAAUUUCUGAUGACUGUGGCAGAUUUCUUCAUCAAAGCUGCGUCUCAGAGUCCUGACAAUGUGGCAAAAGAAGCACAGCUUCCACUGCGACAGACUGCUACAGCAAAAAUCAGGGUUGAGAAAGAUGAUUCUGUAAAACCAAAUAUGACUUUAAAGGCCAAGAUUACAGAUCCAGAAGUAGUGUUUGUUGCAAACCUGACGAAGGCUGAUGCUCCUGCUCUGACAGCCUCAUUCCAGUGCAGUCUGUCUCUGUCAUCAACCAAACUCCACCAGAUGAUGAAAGCUUCUGUGAGAGAUCUUAAACUGUUUGCUUGCCCUUUUCUCAGAGAAAAGAGAGGAAAAAACAUUACUACAGUCUUACAACCCUGUUCUUUGUUUAUGGAAAAAUGUAUAUGGGCUUCAGGAAAACAAAAUAUAAGUAUCAAAGUUAGAGAAUUCAUAAUUAAGAUUUCACCCAUAAUUCUUAAUACUGUGAUGACAAUCAUGGCCGCUAUGUCUCCAAAGACAAAAGAAGAUGAAUGCAAAGAUGUAUCUAAGGAAACAGAAAAUCUUUGGGGUAUCAAAUCUAUUAGUGAUUAUAACUCUUGGUUUCUUGGUGUUGACAUGGCAACAGAAAUAACAGAAAAUUUUACAGACACUCAACAUGCUCUGAUAGAGGAAAAUUGUGCUCUUGUUGUUGAGUCAAUUCAAGUUACCUUAGAAUGCGGCCUUGGGCAUCGGACCGUACCUUUAUUAUUGGCAGAGUCUAAGUUUUCAGGAAAUAUUAAAAACUGGACUUCCCUAAUGGCUGCUGAUGCUGACAUGACACUAGAGGUUCACUACUAUAAUGAAGUCCAUGCUGUUUGGGAACCACUGAUUGAGAGAGUGGAGGAGAACAUUCAGUGGAAUUUAAGACUUCAUGUAAAGAAGAAUCCAGUCCAGGACAAAAGUUUGAUGCCAGGAGAUGAUUUUGUUAUUCUUCCUCAGCCACAAACAGCAAUUCAUAUUUCUUCAGGAGAUACAAUGAAUAUAACAAUAUCCAAAAGUUGUCUUAAUGUUUUCAACAAUUUAGCCAAAGGUUUUUCAGAGGGCACUGCUUCUACUUUUGACUACUCUUUAAAAGAUAGGGCUCCUUUCACAGUAAAAAAUGCUGUAGGUAUUCCCAUUAAGGUGCAGCCCAAUCAUAAUCUCAGAGUAAUGGGCUCCCCUGAGAAAAGUGGUGUUAUUGAUGUUGAUGCUGGUCAGAGUUUGGAAUUGGAAUAUGCCAGUAUGGAAACUUCACAUCCUGGGAAACUGUCUGCAUUGAGCUGCCAAGAAAGCUCCCUCUUCACCCUGACCUUUGUACCUCAUGGAUAUACAGAAGUUGCAAAAAUCCCUAUUGCCAGACCUGGACGGCAAUUGUAUAAUGUACGGAAUCCCAAUGCCAGUUGUUCUGACUCGGUCGUGGUACAAAUAGAUGCAACUGAAGGGAAUAAAGUAAUUAGCCUUCGCUCUCCUCUGCAGAUUAAAAAUCAUUUCUCUAUUGCAUUCAUCAUCUAUAAAUCUGUUAAAAAUGUUAAGCUACUGGAGCGCAUUGGAGUAGCCAGACCUGAAGAGGAGCUCCAUGUUCCUUUACAUUCAUAUAGAAGCCAAUUAUUUAUUCAGCCAGCUGGUAUCUUAGAGGAUCAAUACAAAGAAUCCACCACUUACAUUUCCUGGAAGGAGGAACUUCACAGGUGCAGGGAAGUCAGAUGUGUGCUGCAGUGUCCAUCAGUUGAAGUCAACUUCUUACCUCUCAUAGUCACUACAAUUGCUGUGCCUGAUGAAUUAAGCUAUAUAUGUACACAUGGAGAAGACUGGGAUCCAGCUUACAUUAUUCACCUGUAUCCUACCCUCACUUUGCGGAAUCUUCUUCCAUAUUCCCUAAGGUAUUUACUUGAGGGAACAGCAGAAACGCAUGAACUAGCAGAAGGCAAUACUGCUGAUGUUCUACAUUCAAGGAUCAGUGGAGAAAUAAUGGAAUUAGUCCUGGUGAAAUACCAAGGCAAAAAUUGGAACGGACAUUUCCGUAUAUGUGACACACUUCCCGAAUUCUUUAUCGUGUGUUUUUCUUCUGAUUCCACGGAAGUGAUGACAGUCAAUCUGUCAAUACAUGUCAAGCGAAUUGGCAGCAGGCUGGUGUUAUCUGUCUUUAGUCCCUAUUGGCUAAUCAACCAGACUUCUCGGGUUCUCCAGUAUCGUUCAGAAGACGUUCAUGUGAAGCAUCCAGCUGAUUUCAGGGAUAUUAUUUUGUUCUCUUUCAAGAAGAAGAACAUUUUUAGUAAAAAUAAGGUACAAUUAAAAAUUUCAACCAGUGCCUGGUCUAGUAGUUUUUCAUUGGAUACAGUGGGAAGUUACGGGUGUGUGAAGUGUCCUGCCAGCAAUAUGGAAUACCUGGUUGGUGUUAGCAUCAAAAUGAGCAGUUUUAAUCUUACACGAAUAGUUACUCUGACUCCCUUUUGUACUAUUGCAAACAAGUCAUCAUUAGAAUUAGAAGUUGGUGAAAUUGCGUCUGAUGGGUCAAUGCCAACUAAUAAGUGGAACUAUAUUGCUUCUUCAGAGUGCCUUCCGUUUUGGCCUGAAAAUUUGUCAGGCAAACUUUGUGUGAGAGUGGCGGGCUGUGAAGGAUCAUCCAAACCAUUUUUUUAUAACCAACAGGAUAAUGGCACUUUAUUGAGCUUAGAAGACCUGAAUGGGGCUAUCUUGGUGGAUGUAAACACUGCUGAACAUUCGAUUGUCAUAACUUUUUCUGAUUACCACGAGGGAUCUGCACCUGCCCUAAUAAUAAACCACACACCAUGGGACAUCCUCACAUAUAAGCAGAGUGGAUCACAGGAAGAACUGGCAUUGCUGCCAAGACAAGCUCGACUUUUCGCCUGGGCUGAUCCUACUGGUACCAGAAAACUGACAUGGAGUUACGCAGCAAAUGUUGGGGAGCACUAUCUGUUAAAGGAUGAACAUGGACAGUUCCCAUAUAAUGCGAACAUCCAGAUACACUGGGUAUCAUUCCUAGAUGGACGCCAGAGAGUUCUGCUUUUCACUGAUGAUGUUGCCUUGGUUUCCAAAGCAAAGCAAGCAGAAGAAAUGGAGCAGGCCAAUCACGAAAUAAUCUUUUCUCUCCAUAGUCUUGGGCUUUCACUGGUUAACAAUGAAAGCAAGCAGGAAGUUUCAUAUAUUGGGAUAACCAGCUCUGGUGGUGUUUGGGAGAUGAAACCAAAACAGAAAUGGAAACUUUUUAGUCAAAAGCAGAUAAUCUUAUUGGAACAGUCCUAUAAGAAAUACCAAGUAACAAAAGACCAUGCCUGGAUUAAACUAGACAAUAACUUUGAGGUCAACUUUAGUAAAGUUCCAAUGGAAAUGCGCCUCCCUAUUCAGUGCCCUAUACAGAGACGUUUUUUAUCAGGAAUUCAGAUUGCAUUUAAGCAGUCUCCUCACCAGAGAAGUUUGAGAGCCAUGUUGUAUUGGCUUCAGGUUGAUAGUCAGUUACCAGGUACAGUGUUCCCAGUUGUAUUUCAUCCUGUAGCCCCUCCAAAAUCUAUUGCUUUUGAUUCAGAGCCCAAACCUUUCAUUGAUGUGAGUAUCAUCACAAGAUUUAAUGAGUACAGUAAAGUCUUACAGUUCAAGUAUUUUAUGGUCCUCAUUCAGGAAAUGGCCUUAAAAGUUGAUCAGGGAUUUCUAGGAGCUAUUACUGCACUGUUUACCCCAACAACUGACCCUGAAGCUGAAAGAAAACGGACAAAGUUAAUCCAACAGGAUAUUGAUGCUCUGAACACAGAAUUGAUGGAGACUUCAAUGACUGAUACAUCAAUUCUUAGUUUCUUUGAACAUUUCCAUAUUUCUCCUGUUAAGUUGCAUUUGAGUUUGUCUUUGGAUUCUGGAGGUGAAUCAGACAAAGAAAAACAGGAAAUGAUUGCAAUUCAUUCUGUCAAUCUGCUAUUGAAAAGCAUAGGAGCUACUCUGACUGAUGUGGAUGACCUUAUAUUCAAACUUGCUUAUUAUGAAAUUCAAUGUCAGUUUUACAAGAGAGAUCAGCUCAUGUGGAGUGUUGUUAGACAUUACAGUGAACAGUUUUUGAAACAGAUGUAUGUCCUUGUAUUAGGCUUAGAUGUGCUUGGAAACCCAUUUGGAUUAAUUAGAGGUCUGUCUGAAGGAGUUGAAGCUUUAUUCUAUGAACCCUUCCAGGGUGCUGUUCAAGGCCCGGAAGAAUUUGCUGAGGGGUUAGUGAUUGGAGUAAGAAGUCUCUUUGGACACACAGUAGGUGGUGCAGCAGGAGUUGUAUCUCGAAUCACUGGUUCUGUUGGAAAAAGUUUGGCAGCAAUUACAAUGGAUAAGGAAUAUCAGCAAAAAAGAAGAGAAGAGAUGGGUCGACAGCCUAAAGAUUUCGGAGACAGUCUGGCCAAAGGAGGAAAGGGCCUCCUGCGUGGAGUUGUUGGUGGAGUGACUGGAAUAAUAACAAAGCCGGUAGAAGGUGCCAAAAAGGAAGGAGCUGCUGGAUUCUUUAAAGGAAUUGGAAAAGGGCUUGUGGGUGUCGUGACUCGUCCAACUGGAGGAAUCAUCGAUAUGGCCAGUAGCACCUUCCAGGGAAUUCAGAGGGCAGCAGAAUCAAUUGAGGAAGUGUCCAGCCUCCGUCCACCUCGCCUGAUCCAUGAAGAUGGUAUCAUUCGCCCAUAUGACAGACAGGAAUCCGAAGGCUAUGAUUUAUUUCAGCAAGAACUGGAAAUACAGGAGUAAAUGUUUCCUAUACUACUACUUGAUUUCAUCCUUAAAAAUCAAAACAAACUGUGGUAUUAACUGACUGUCUUUGAUUUAUUUAGAUUGAGAGUCCAUUUUAAUGAAGUUUUCUUUACAACUCUCACCUCUGUCUGAACUUUUUAUUGUAGUGGCUUGACUACAAAUAAAAAUAUGGUAUUCCUCGUAGUACUGUACAGGAAUGAGAGAUCAAAAUAAAAGAUUAAAGGAUUCAGGACAUCAACUUUCUUCUCCAUUUAGUUUGUAAAUGACUCUUGUGAGCUCAGAAGCAGAUACUUUUACUAUCAUUUUGAAAAUCUUGUCUUACGGUAUUCAUGUGCAUUUCAGGUAAAGUUUAAAACAAGAAGGGCAAUUACCAUGUCCAAUCUAUUAUGUGUUUUAUAUGUUGGUGAGUCUUGAUGAUGGAAUUACAUAACUGUGUUUCACAAAUCACUCUAAAUUUACUCAAGUUAUGGGACUACUACCUGGGACCUAUUUUUAGUAAUUGAGGUAUUAUUUUCUCAGGUCUAUCCUUAGACCUCAAAUAAGAGUUGGCACAUGAAUUUUGAGAGUAUGUUCCCAUAAUCUCUAGUUUCUUUUUUAACAUCUCAAUACUCUUGCUAGAUAAAUGGCAGUCAUUUUAUAAUUAUAUUACAUACAUUCUCAGCCUUUAGUAUUUAUUUUCAAAAAUUGAAUCUCCUUAUCAGUUAUCCUAUUUCACAGUUAUUAAUUUUAACUAACAUAAAUAAAAGUUGAACAUGUAAUUAGGCAAAUUACUUAUAUGGCACUUGAAUUUAUAGAUAAUUUUAUUAUAAGAAACCAAUGGUUUUUACUUUUAAGUCCUGAGAUAGGUUCAGUAUCUUCAUAAGAACAAAAAUAAUUAUAAAUAUUACCAUUUUGAAAUUAGUACUCCCCAUAGUUAAUUUUCAAAGUAAGUUAUGUGUUGAUUUCUCUAUUUUAUAAAUCAUAGAAGUAUUUAAUUUGAUAAGCAGCAUCUUACCUAGGAACUUUCAUUUUUCCCCCAAAAUUAAAAACAAAGUAUAAACUUAGUGUGUUGUAUAUUUGACAAAGCUGUAAACACAGAACUGUUCAGUUGGAUUAUUUAUUUUUAAACUAUAGUUAUGAAAGGAAUAAAUUGAAUGCUUCAUAUUUAAAACAAGUACCUUAAAAACAAAAGAAUGAUAUCCAAAGACCAGCCUGAAACUGUAGCUAACAAAUUUUUCUUGUGCCUAGAUAACUGAGGGUUGACAAAAUAUCACCAUUUGUACAGUUUCUAUGAAAAUCAACACAAUAACUAUUUCAAGAUGCUGUCUUAAAUCACCACUAAUAAUUACCCUUUCUUCUUAGGUAAAAGUAAUGAUUUUUAGUUUUCUUGGAUAUAUUGCAGUCUUAAUGAGGUUCACCUUUUGGGAAAAUGUAUAACUUGUUAAAAUUUUUUUCUUUACUUACUGUGCUUUUUGUUUGUUUAGCUCUUUACGUUACUAACCUUUUCCUUGUGUUUGAUGACCUUUUUUACAACUGCAUGUCCGUAAGCACAAAACUUCAAGAGACUUAUUAGCUAAAUAUAGUCAUCUUGUCUGAUUUGUUUUUGUUAAGACAUCAGACAACCUUUUAAACUUUAAUAUAUUAUUAUAGUUAGAGGAAGAAUAGAAUGAUUGUAUAUUAAUUAGAAGGCUUGGUAAUUCUUUUCCACAAGUGACAAGGAUAGGUAUGGAUAACUAAGAAGUGUAGGCUGUUUCAUCCCUUGCCCAUCUUGCUGCAGUCAGCUAGGUAUGAAACAUGUUAUCUGGACUAUGCUGGCAUACAAAAGAAGUGAGACUUCUGUCCUUAAGGGACCAAUUAUAACAAAAUCUGUACAUCUUAAAGAGCACUAGAGUGUAAAAUUAUGUCCUCAGCCAUUACUGUAAUAUCAGGACAUUCUAAAUAACUUAUUUGGGAAUCUUCUGAUUUAUACUGUUUUCUUUUUCUCCUGAAAAAUUACUGUGCUGUAUUCUUUAAUACUCAGCUUUGAAAGUUACUAAAUCACAUACUGUGCUUUCAUAGCAUGUACUCUUCUACUUAACCUCUCUUCUCCUAGGAUGAUUACUGCUUACACAUGCAAUAUAGACAUUUACACACACAUUUAUUAUAUAUAUAUAUAUAUAUAUACACAUACACACACACAUAUAUAUAUAGCCAAUUUUUAUUUAAUAUUCAUCUUGGUUCACAUACUUAUCAUAUAACAUAUUAAAUGAUGUUUCUUGCUUUUUCAUUUUAAUUAUAUUUUCCAUGGUCAUAGAAAUGAUUCAUUCUUAGUUCUUGCAUUACCAUAUAUUGAGAUAAUCUUCUAUUGUGUAUUUGACCAUUCCCAGUUCUUGACAUGAAAGUAGUUGCUGUUACUUUACUAAGAGUAAUAAUGCCAUCAAAAGCAUCAUUAUACCUAUAGCUUUUGAUCUUGUAUUAUUAUUUCUAUCUUAUUGCAUUUCUAUCUUGUAUUAUUUCCUUAGAAUUUACUUGAAAAAGUUAAAUGCUCUUGCUAAAUAUUGUUAAUUCCUCAUGUUGCAUUUUGGGAAGGGAGAGUGAAUAUUUUAUCAAUUAAUCUGAUCUCCUGCUGCCACCAAUGACUGAGUAUCUUCAUCUGAAUCUCACAGUGUUGUGGAUUUUAGUAGUGUUGAAAACAAGGUUUCUAUAGUCCAUUAUAAUGAAAAAUUAUACUUUAAAAGCUUUCAGUGGUUUAAAA